CAUUAGUUUUUUCAGUCCUAAAUCCCAAGAUGCUUCUUCUUCCUCGGUUCCUCUUCCAGCCCCCCUUCCCCGACCCCUAGAGCGAAGAGGCGCGGCGCGGCGCGGAGCGGAGAUGGCGACGACGCUGAAGGGCAUGUGGGGGCAAGUGAUGGGCAAGAAGGGAGAGGCGGUGCGGGAGCUGGAGGUCUCCAUCCGGGCGAAGGGCAACGUGACCCAGAUGGAGGACGCGCUGCUCCGGGCCUGCAUGCUGUUCUCGAACCUGAGCUACACCGCGACCUCCGCGGUGGUCAGUCUCGUUGGAGCGUUCGCUUCUGGCCAAGUACAUAAAAUUGUUGGGGGUCAACCUAUGCCUCGACUAUUCAGGCUUGGUUUGUCUGCUGGUGUUGGUUUGACUGCAGGGAAGAUGAUGUAUUAUGAAUCGUUGCAUGCAACUAGCCUAUACAUAUUGGGCCGUGGAGAGGAGCCCUUUGAGCGCUUGAAAAUGGAGCUCGCUAAUAUAAUACUUACUAAGCAUAGUGAUGAAAAGUUAUCGGUUGAAGCUGUAAAAAAGCAUUUCUUUGCCGAGAAUCUCUACACUGAUCAAUACCAGGAUAAAUUACUUUUCCGGUGGCGCCAACGUUACUCGUAUGUUGACAGCACCUAUCUGGAAAGGGUGAAGGAGAUUGAAGCAAACAACUCAGUGGAUAAGGACAAAACAAUGUCUGCCCAGACAACGGGAUCAUUUGGGAACCUCAUGGAGGACCCACUGGCCUGUAUACUGGGUUCUCCAGACAGCGACAUGGAGAAUGAUAAACCGCCUGAGCGCACAGCUACUAUCCUCAGGAAAAGAGACCUGCGAGCUCGGAGGAGAAGUCAGCGGCAUCAUCGUCGGCAUGCGGCAUUGUGAAGGUCCGAUAUUGUCACUUCCAUACAUGGAGCAGUGAUACUUGAUGUUCGAAUGUUUCAAUUCUCUUCGACAAUGUUGCAAACACACUUUUGAUAUUCUAUAAAGAGCUCAUGUGAAUCUGAGCUCCAUUGCGCCA
Aegilops tauschii subsp. strangulata is the source of this 1022-nucleotide messenger RNA. RefSeq lists its product as uncharacterized. The record is from RefSeq and is a predicted model, not a curated record. Lineage: Eukaryota; Viridiplantae; Streptophyta; Magnoliopsida; Poales; Poaceae.